AUGGGAGGAACAGGAGAUGGGAAGAAGCUGUGCCACAUCCAUCCCGUCCACUGCAUCGUGCGCAGCGACCGGUUGGGUUCUGGAUUGACCAUCGUCGCGCCCAACAUCGAGGAGUGCGGCAGCACCGUGGCCAGGGCCAUAGCGUCCGGUGCCGAGAACGUGGCCAAGGGGAUCCUGUGGUGCGGGGUGAUAACCGUGAACAGGCUCCACCGGGCGAACGAGGUCAGCCCGGAGAUGCUCAGGCAUAUCAAAAUGCUUCAUGUGCGUAUAUGUGACUAUUUGCUUAUGAUGAACUUGAAGACAGUCGUUAAAGUAUUCAUGGUGGAGGGAAAGGUUGAUGCUGGUCUUGGUCCUAUUUAUGCAACCUGCAUGGAAUUCAAGGAAGAAGGGCAUUUCAAACAAAGAAAUCAGCUGGUUAGAACACUGUUUAUGUCCCUUUGCCCUUUGCAUAGUAGCGAGUACUCUGUAGUUUACCCAUUUGAAAAAUACUUCUUCAAAUCCAUGGAAAAUGUUCUAUUCAUGCACUGCUGAUUGUAGCUGAAAGAGGCUAAGAUAGGAACGAUGAUGUAGGUUUAUCCCUCCCAUCAGAUUUGUU
Triticum dicoccoides is the source of this 595-nucleotide messenger RNA. RefSeq lists its product as uncharacterized. Bases 1 to 531 code for a protein of 176 amino acids. The record is from RefSeq and is a predicted model, not a curated record. Lineage: Eukaryota; Viridiplantae; Streptophyta; Magnoliopsida; Poales; Poaceae. The transcript is spliced from 4 exons. Gene Ontology annotation, cellular component: plasma membrane.